AUGAGGCCCCAACCAAGGCCGGCAGUGGUCAGUAGAAGCAGAAAGGGGUCCCUGCCCCAGGUACGGGCACAACCGGUGGGCAUCCCUGUGUCCCAGAGGACCGAUUCUCUCCACUCUCAUGGGAUGCGUCUGCUCUGGGUCCCUAGGAGGUCCUUCCUCACCCUGCUUCUGCUGGCUUCCAUCAAGCAAGUUACAGGAUCUCUCCUGGAGGACACAACUCGGAAGUGGGCUCAGUAUAAGGAGAAGUGUCUGAGAGACUUGCGCAAACAACCUUCUGGCAUCUUUUGCAAUGGAACGUUCGAUCAGUUUGUGUGCUGGCCUCAUUCUCCUCCUGGAAAUGUCUCUGUUCCCUGCCCUUCAUUCUUACCUUGGUGGACUGAAGAGAGCCCAAGAAGGGCCUACAGACACUGCUUGGCUCAGGGGACUUGGCAGACGCGAGAGAACGCCACAACUAUUUGGCAGGAUGACUCAGAAUGCUCAGGGAACUACAGCUUCAAAAAGAAUGUGGAGCACUAUGCCUUGCUGUCCACCUUGCAGCUGAUGUACACCGUGGGCUACUCCCUCUCUCUCAUCUCGCUCUUGCUGGCUCUUACACUCCUCCUGUGUCUUCGGAAACUGCACUGCACACGCAAUUACAUCCACAUGAACUUGUUUGCUUCGUUCAUCCUGAGAGCACUGGUCGUCCUGGCGAAAGACAUCGUCUUCUACAACUCUUACUCCAAGAGGCCUAACAGUGAGAGCGGAUGGAUGUCAUACAUGUCAGAGGUGUCUGCCUCCUGCCGCUCCGUCCAGGUCCUUCUGCACUACUUCGUGGGUGCCAACCACUUGUGGCUGCUGGUGGAAGGGCUUUACCUCCAUGCUCUGCUGGAGCCCACAGUGCUUCCUGAAAGGCGGCUGUGGCCCAGAUACCUGGUGGUGGGCUGGGCCUUCCCCAUGCUGUUUGUUAUUCCCUGGGGUGUCACCCGUGCACACCUGGAGAACACAGGGUGCUGGACAUCAAAUGAAAACAAGAAAAUCUGGUGGAUUAUCCGAGGACCCAUGCUGCUUUGUGUGACAGUCAAUUUCUUCAUAUUCCUCAAAAUUCUCAAACUUCUUAUUUCUAAGCUCAAAGCCCAUCAGAUGUGCUUCAGAGACUAUAAAUACAGAUUGGCAAAGUCCACGCUGCUCCUCAUUCCUUUAUUGGGGGUUCAUGAGGUCCUCUUCUCUUUCAUCACUGAUGACCAACUUGAAGGAUUUUCAAAACUUAUUCGACUCUUCAUCCAGCUGACCCUGAGCUCCUUCCAUGGAUUUCUGGUGGCCUUGCAGUAUGGCUUUGCCAAUGGAGAGGUGAAGGCCGAGCUGCGCAAGUUCUGGGGCCGCUUCUUGCUAGCUCGCCGCCACUGUGGCUGCAGAGCCUGUGUGCUGGGGAAGAACUUCCGGUUCCUGGGGCAAUGUCCCAAGAAGCUGUCAGAGGGAGAUAGUGCUGAGACACUUCGGAAGCUCCAGUCCUCAACCUGCAGUUCACACUUGGCCUCUGAGACCCUGGGGGAGCUGGGGGCUAGGCCCAUGCCGGGCCGUAGAGCUUGGCCCCGGGGAAGCAGCCUGUCUGAGAGCAGUGAGGGGGACUUCACCCUGGCCAAUACCAUGGAGGAGAUUCUGGAAGAGAGUGAGAUGUAAGGCAGGGUCCAUCGCCCCAGCUCUGCAACUGGGGACUCCCGAGAGACCCGGAUGUUGCUGAGCCAGGGGAUCUUCCUCCUGCCCACUAUGCCCAUUCUGAUGUGAAGUCUCUCCUGGGUCAUCAAGCUCCAUAUAAAUGAGCAUGUGUAAUGCCCACAGCUCUUCCAGUCCUGGUCACCCUACUGGCUCCCUUGCCAGGUGUAUUUCCUAGAAUGUCCACUGGUCUCUGUGGCCUUGCCCUAAACUCAAGUGAAUGGAACCUGCUAUGAAGAGAAAUUACUUAUUAAAUAGGGUCCAGCUAGUGUCUCCUUCCCCCUCAUGGUACAUGGAUGGCUGCCUCCCGGGUGUAGGGUGCACUGGGACCCUACAGAAAAGUUUAAAGUGUCAAGGCCUGGGAUCAUGGCCAACACUCUGAGAGAACAAGUCUGAGGUGAUGACUAAGAAUUGGAAGCAUUUACCAAGCAUCUGAGGAAAUUCUGGAAGGUUCUCCCUUGGCAAACCCUGGGCAGGAUGGAUGGAGUAGCUAAUCAUGCACUUGCUCCUCACUGGGGACAUACCGCGCUCCUCAGACCGGGUGUGACCCCAUGUUGUUCCCGAGACCUCUCUCCUCCCUGUUUCUCCUCUCUUUCUCACCUGUCAAACUUUGCCCCCUUUCUCCAUCUCACAUUCUAUUGGGGUUAACAGGAGAUUGAAUGUCACAGUACUGCGUGUUAGUGUCUGUCCUUGUUGCUGCGGACAAAUACCUGACAAGUAGCAGUUUCAGGGGGGAAGUGCUGUAUGGGCUCCUGGUUUGAGAGUGUGGUCCAUCAAGGUGAGGAAGGCACAGUGGGAAGAGGGGUUCUUGUGGAGCUGAGAUGGCUCGUCAGGCGGCUAGUCACUGUCUCGUCAGCAUGCUGGUUGCUUUCUGUCAACAUGACCCAAACCAAGACAUCUCCGGGAAGAGGGACUCUUAACUGAGGGCUACCCUCCGUCAUAUUGUUCCAUAGGUAGAUCUGUGGGAGCAUUUUCUUGAUUAAUGAUUGAUAUGGGAGAGCCCAACCCACUGUUGGUGGUGCCGCCCUAGGUCCUGGGUUAUAUAAGAAAGCAGGGUGAGUGAGCCAUGAGGAGCAAGCCAGUA
This is a messenger RNA of Myodes glareolus (Bank vole), 2773 nucleotides long. The record is from RefSeq and is a predicted model, not a curated record. NCBI's taxonomy places the organism in Eukaryota, Metazoa, Chordata, Mammalia, Rodentia, Cricetidae.